Molecule: messenger RNA, 1549 nt
Organism: Hyposmocoma kahamanoa
Lineage: Eukaryota; Metazoa; Arthropoda; Insecta; Lepidoptera; Cosmopterigidae
Product: facilitated trehalose transporter Tret1-like
Exons: 8
Coding region: 119-1549 (476 amino acids)
Biological process (GO): transmembrane transport
Cellular component (GO): membrane
Molecular function (GO): transmembrane transporter activity
Source: RefSeq, a predicted model, not a curated record
AAUAAGGGCGAAGGUGACACCUAAACAUCGCUACGCCUCGCGGUGUUGUGAAGUGUCUGUACAGACUUUAGAGAAUAAUAAAAUAUUUACAAUAAUUAUAGCAAUACGUGAUUUCAAAAUGUCUAUUUUAAAUCAAGUUAUUGGGACUAUAGUCAUAUCCACCUUAAGCUUUAACCUAGGCCUGGUGUUCACAUGGCCAUCUGGCACGAUCAACAUGUUCAUGUCAAACGAUACCAAGUUGGAUCGACCUAUAACGGAAUCUGAAAUGAAUUUGCUGGGCAGCCUCUCAUCAUUGGCACCAUUAAUUAGUACUCCAGUUUUAGCAUACUUAAUGGAUGCUGUUGGAAGAAAACAUACUGCUGUGGCAAGUUUUAUAGUGCCUGUAAUUACCUGGGUCCUAAUUGCUACAAUGAACAAAGUGGAAGUUAUCUUAACAGCGAUGUUCAUAGGCGGCCUGGGUGGUGGAGCUCUCGUUGUUGUGCCGGUUUACAUCGGAGAAAUUUGUCAGGAAUCAAUAAGAGGAACUAUGGCAGCAUGUACUAUAAUCUUGUACUCCAUAGGAAUGAUGGUUUCUUAUAUUAUGGCAGGACUGGAAUAUGAAAUAGUGAUAUAUUCAAAUUUAUCAAUGGCUGUGCUGGGUGUCAUUUCUGCGGUAGUCGUUUUAAAGGAAUCUCCUAUUUAUCUGAUGAAGAAAGAUCGUCAACAGGAAGCUGUGAAAACAAUAGCCUACUACAGAAAAACAUCACUGAACUCUAAAGAAGUUUUAUUAGAGUUGGAAUCUCUUAAAAGAAUUCUCAGUCCCGAAACGGAACUUCAGACUUUAUCGCCUGAACAGGAGAAACUUAACCAAGAACAUGAGAUCAAACCGAAGAAGAAAGAAUCUGUUUGGCAACAUUUUAAAAAAUCACCUUCAACUCGCCGAGGUUUAUUCGUAUCUACUGUCAUAAUACUAAGUAUAUUUCAAGGUCUACCAGCAUUGCAAGUAUACGCCGAACCCGUAUUUACCAAAGCUACUCCAAACAUCUCUACGAAGCUGGGUACAGUUCUCAUGGCCUUAGUCACUGUUAUAUUUGGGGUGUUAGCUGGCUUUUUGAGUGAUAUUCUUGGUAGAAAGCCGCUUAUGACUUACGCGUCGAUGGUUCUUGGUGUGACAUGUAUUCUUCUUGGAAUCCAACUACAAAUCCAAUGGGCUCCCCAAUGGGUGACCAUGUGCCUGUUAUUCCUGUAUGCUAUUUCAUUCACUUUUGGAGCGGGAACAGUACCCUAUGUUCUCAUCUCCGAGAUUUUUUUGCCCGAAGUCAGCAGCAUUAUGUCAAUGAUAAUCAUAGAAAUCGGAUGGGUGGUAACUUUUCUAGUUGUAUUUAUCUAUCAACCAUGUGAGAUAUAUCUUGGAACCGGUCUUGUAUUUUACCUCUUCGCGGCAUUUGGUUUUGCAUUGGGGGUCUUUUCCAUAUUCUUUCUACCUGAAACUAAAGGAUUAACUGUUGAUGCGAUCCAACUCUUACUUGUCAGAGGAGGUAAGAAAAAUGUACGUAACAACUCAUUUUGA